Molecule: messenger RNA, 3330 nt
Organism: Cuscuta europaea
Lineage: Eukaryota; Viridiplantae; Streptophyta; Magnoliopsida; Solanales; Convolvulaceae
Source: the annotation of a GenBank genome assembly
CUAGACUAAGAUAACUUAGCUCUUCAAUAUACAAGUACAUGACCUGUGUGCCACUGCAGUGUGCCACCAUGGAUGCUAAACCCCCUCACCUAAUUCUAAAAUCUCAGUCCAUAUUUCUUCGCCUCAGCGGCUAACCUUUUGUCUCGGUCAACUGCAGACAGAUACGAAAAAGCUUUCUCCACAUCCUCUACUGGAUUCUCUUCCUACACACACACAAUGGCCUGUCGAGCCCUUUUAAGGAAAAGGAAGCUCGUCUCAGACUAUUUGGAGGCAUCUGUUCAGUCAAUUCAAAAUUUUCAGAAAUUCAGCUCUCUUCAGCCCACUCAUUGUUUUGGAGGUGUUGCCUCUGCCGGAAACCACCUUUGUCAAACUUCAGACUAUCCAAAUGAUCACGAAGAAGUUUCAAGUUUUCCAACAUCAAGAUUUUUAUGGAAUAGAUCUGUUGGAAUCAUACUACCUGGCCAUGGAAAUCUUGGAAUCAAAUUGCCUGUAAGAAUGAAUCUCAUCUCACCUAUGGGACAGAGAUUCUUUCCUUCCUCUGCUCAUUAUUCUUCAACAGCAACUGCAAAACAAUCUGAUAGUGGAAGUGAUGAUGAAAAUGAAGAUCUGAUUGCGAAAAAGAAGAAAGAACCAUCUCCAGAGGAAUGCGAUCAAGCUGUUGAAGGGCUAAGUUCUGCUAAAGCAAAAGCGAAGGCAAAACGACUCCUAGAAUCUCAGAAGGUUGCCAAAUCUGCGGUACAAAGAGUAUGGGCUACACUAUUGGGUAUUGGCCCAGCCUUGCAAGCUGUAGCUUCCAUGAGCAGGGAAAAUUGGGCCAAAAAGCUCACUCAUUGGAAGAAGGAGUUUAUAUCCACACUGCAACACUAUUGGCUGGGUUCUAAGCUUUUGUGGGCAGAUGUGAGGAUCAGUUCUAGGCUAUUGUUAAAACUUGCCAAAGGGAAGAGUCUGUCUCGUAGGGAGAGGCAACAACUUACACGCACUACAGCUGAUAUUUUCAGACUGGUUCCGUUUGCUGUAUUCAUCAUUGUGCCAUUCAUGGAAUUUUUGCUGCCAGUUUUCUUGAAAUUAUUUCCCAACAUGUUACCAUCAACAUUUCAAGACAAGAUGAAAGAACAGGAAGCAUUAAAGAGAAGGUUAAAUGCGAGGAUAGAAUAUGCGAAAUUUCUUCAAGACACUGUUAAAGAAAUGGCAAAAGAAGUACAAAAUUCUCAGAGUGGGGAUGUAAAGAAAACAGCAGAAGAUCUGGACGAGUUCCUGAGCAGGACUAGAAGAGGCGCUCCCGUCGCAAAUGAGGAAAUUUUGGGGUUCGCUAAAUUAUUCAAUGAUGAACUCACUCUGGAUAAUAUUAGCAGGUCUCGAUUAGUAAGCAUGUGCAAGUACAUGAGUGUCCGUCCUUUCGGAACAGAUGCAUAUUUGCGUUAUAUGCUUCGAAACAAGUUACAAAGGAUCAAGAAUGAUGAUAAAUUGAUUCAAGCUGAAGGCGUGGAGUCUCUAUCAGAGGCUGAACUUCGUGAGGAGUGUAGAGAGCGUGGCAUGCUUGGGUUGCGUUCAGUAGAUGAUAUGCGUCAACAGCUGCGUGACUGGUUGGAUUUGUCACUUAAUCAUGCAAUACCAUCUUCAUUGUUGAUUCUGUCCAGGGCUUUCAUUGUAUCUGGAAGGUCCAAGAUAGAGGAGGCAGUAGGGGCUACAUUAUCUUCACUUCCAGAUGAAGUUGUGGACACUGUGGGUAUCACAUCCUUGCCAUCUGAAGAUUCUGUUUCAGAAAGAAGGAGGAAAUUGGACUAUCUUGCUAUGCAAGAUGAACUUAUCAGGGAGGAGGAAAAGAAAGAGGAAGAAGAGCAGGCCAAGAAGAAGGAAUGUGUUGGUAGUCACGAUGAUAUUGCUCUGAAAGAGAUGAUUAUUCCAACAGCUAGAGAAGCACAAGAACAAGCUAGAGCAAAAGCUCUUGACAAACAAGAGGAUCUAUGUGAAAUCAGCCAAGCCUUAGCUGUCCUGGCUUCUGCCUCUUCUGUGAGCAGGGAGAGGGAAGAGUUUCUAAGGCUUGUUAAUAAGGAGAUAGAACUCUACAAUAGCAUGGUAGGAAAAGAAGGUACUGAUAAUGAAGUAGAUGUCAUGAAGGCAUAUAAAGCUGCUCGUGAAGAAAGUGAUCCAGUCUCUGAAGUUACUGCACAGGAUGCAGUGUCUUCUGCUCUUGUAGAUAAGGUUGACUCAAUGCUUCAGAACCUUGAGAAGGAAAUUGAUGACGUAGAUGCAAAAAUUGGUGACCGUUGGCAAAUCCUUGACAGGGACUAUGAUGGGAAAGUGACUCCUGAAGAGGUGGCCGCCGCCGCAAUGUACCUGAAGAAAACUCUGGGAAAAGAAGGGAUUCAAGAUUUCAUUACCAACCUCUCCAAAGAUGCAGAUGGGAAAAUUCUUGUGGAAGACAUAGUCAAAUUGGGAAGUCGUGUAGAAGAUAUGAGGUUGUGAUGGUGUACUCGGAUAGCCAGUCUGCUAUCCAGCUGUGCAAAAAUCCAGUAUUCCAUGAUAGGACAAAGCACAUUGAUGUUAGAUUUCAUUUUAUCAGGGACAUUGGUGACAAAGGAGAAGUGAAGCUAUGCAAGAUUGCCUCUGAAUUCAAUCCCGUUAACAUGGGGACUAAAUGUCUCAAUUUUGAAAAACUUUGAUCUUGUAAGCGAACUCUUAAUUUAGACUGUGGCUAGAUAAGAACAGAUACACAAGAAAUCUCGAUGAUGAUCCUCCCUUUCACAAUAUGCUCGACACCACCAGGGGCCAAUAAGGUGGAGAAUGUGAGUGGUAUUGGCCCCAUUCACAUUUAUUGAGCCUGGCCCAUAAUGGGCUGUCCGCCCUGACCAGCUCACUCGCCCUUAGUUUGUCUUGUCCAGCCCGUGACUCCUAUAGCCCCUUGAAUAUAUUUGUCCCGUUCCUUUUAGAGACCACUAUUUACUUCCGCUUCUUUCUCCCUCUUCGAUGAGUCGUUCUGAGUGUUGCCCUAGUUCUAGAGUGAGAUAGAGAGGAGUUGUCUUCGGUUGUGCUCUGGCCACCCUCCGACUGUCUCCUGGGAUACCUUUGGGUGCUUCACUCUUGGUUGGUUGGUUGGCGGGUUUCUUCGGUGGGUUCUUUCUGAGUGAGGUUGACUGCUGUGGUUGUUGCCCUCCCCUUUUCCCUUUAGAAGCCCUCUGGUGGUUAGAUGACGAGCAACCUUCGUGGUUUGGUGAUUGAGGUCUGAGCCGGUCCUAAAAUCUCUACAUGGACUCUCGUACAAAAUCAGCAUUAUAUGAACUUAAAAUUAGUAGAAUUUGAUAAGUAAUACGAAGUACGAAGUAUUAUUUA